UAGCAUUUAUUAAGCCCUUAAUUAGCUAGAGUCACAUUCUAGAAAGUGGCAGAGCAACACACAGAGCACAAUAACUGUAGUCUGACAGGCAGUCGUGGGCUUGCAUUCUGCUCCGUCAUGGAACUGAGUGAUCUUGGAGACGAAGUCCCCAGUUCCUGAUUUCAGAGCCCACUGAGGUUUGCUGCCUCGCCAACACCAGGAGGUUAGGGAUUUGGGGAGCUGCGCGGGUGUGGCAGGCCAAGGGCUGAGGUUUCGGGUUCUUCUUCGGGUAGGAAGAGAAGUGUGGGUGUGGGGACUCAGGUCCCAUGGUCAUAUUCCGGGUGGAGGUCAAAGGUCAGCAAGGCUCCACAGCAGAUUGGAUGCUGGGGAAAGCAGCCUCCUGGCAAAAGGCAAAAAAAGCCUGGGCUCAGAUGCCAAGUACCAUGUUCCUGGCAGGCAAAGGAGCAGGUUUCUCCCAUUCUAGUCCCUCUCUGCCUGCACAGUGGAGCCCUGGAAAAUAUAUGUCCUUCGCUGUGUUCUGCACACCCUGGUCUUCUCUGGAGAUCCCUUCAUUCCACAGACACCUGCACGGCGCGGGGGAGGGGGGGGGCGGGGGGGGCGGGUUCUGAAGUUCACAAGUCCCUCCUAGCCCUUGCCUGGGCACACAUCUUAAAAGCUCCUGCCGUGUAGUAGACCACAGUGGUUGGCUGCACAGGGGCACAGGCUGUUCCGGAAGCGGCCAGUCUCAGAGGUUCUGGCGGGAGAGGAGGGAGGGGAGAGGCCAAGUCCCGGGCCGCUAGGGAGCGGCGCUGCCCCAGGGCCGAGGGUGGAGCUUUCCCAGUCGGCCGGGAAAGGGCUGGGCCCGGCCUACAUGUGAGGGCAGGAGAGAGCGACGGCGGACUCUUUCCUGCGGAGUCCGGGUGGUGGACACGGCCAGACCGAUUCCCGGGACUCCGAGCGGCGGAUCACUGGAUGCUCCAGAUUCUCGGGACCCAAUCCCCACUUCAGAUCUUCAGGACCUUUGGUCGGAGCCUGGCUUUGGCCCUGGGCUCCAGAUUCCCGGAACAGGGCCUCUGACCGACUCUGGGUUUCCAGAUUUCGUAGGAGAUUCCCAAUCCUGAGAUCCCUGGAUCCGUAGCCACUGGCUCUUGCCCCGCCCCGGGUGCCCAGAGCCGGGCGCCUGACACCGGAGCGCCCCCGCAUGGCAGGGCCGUGCCAGCGGUCUGGAGCCCUGGAGCGCGCCGGCAGCUGCUGGCAGGACCCGCUCGCCGAGGCGCUGAGCCGGGGCCGGCCCCCCACCGCGCCCGCCGGCCGGGGCUGCGCGCGAAGCCGGCCGCUCAGCGUGGUUUAUGUGCUGACCCGGGAGCCGCAGCCCCGGGUGGAGCCCGAGGCUGGAGCCGAGGCGGAGCCGCUGCCCCUGCGCUGCCUGCGCGAGGCCUGCGCGCAGCUCCCCGGGCCGCGACCGCGACCUCAGCUGCGCAGCCUACCCUUCGGGACGCUGGCGUUGGGAGACACCGCGGCGCUGGAUUCCUUCUACAACGCGGAUGUGGUGGUGCUGGAGGUGAGCAGCUCCCUGGCACAGCCCUCCCUGUUCUACCACCUCGGCGUGCGUGAGAGCUUCAGCAUGACCAACAACGUGCUCCUCUGCUCCCAGGCUGACCUCCCUGACCUGCAGGCCCUUCGGGAGGAUGUUUUCCAGAAGAACUCGGAUUGUGUUGGCAGCUACACACUGAUCCCCUAUGUGGUGACAGCCACGGGUCGGGUGCUGUGCGGUGAUGCAGGCCUCCUGAGGGGCCUGGCUGAUGGGCUGGUACAGGCCGGGGUGGGCACGGAGGCCCUGCUAACACCCCUGGUGGGCCGGCUCGCCCGCCUGCUGGAGGCCACGCCCACGGACUCUUGUGGCUACUUCCGGGAGACCAUUCGGCAGGACAUCCGGCAGGCCCGGGAGCGGUUCUGCGGGCAGCAGCUGCGGCAGGAGCUGGCUCGCCUGCAGCGGAGACUGGACAGCGUGGAGCUGCUGAGCCCCGACAUCAUCAUGAACCUGCUGCUCUCCUACCGCGAUGUGCAGGACUACUCAGCCAUCAUCGAGUUGGUGGAGACGCUGCAGGCCUUGCCCACCUGUGACGUGGCCCAGCAGCACAACGUCUGCUUCCACUACACGUUCGCCCUCAACCGGAGGAACAGGCCUGGGGACCGGGAGAAGGCCCUGGCUGUGCUUCUGCCGCUGGUACAGUGUGAGGGCUCCGUGGCACCUGACCUGUACUGCAUGUGCGGCCGUGUCUACAAGGACAUGUUCUUCAGCUCUGGCUUCCAGGACGCUGGGCACCGGGAGCAAGCCUAUCACUGGUAUCGCAAGGCCUUUGAUGUGGAGCCCAGCCUCCACUCGGGCAUCAACGCAGCUGUGCUGCUCAUCGCUGCUGGGCAGCGCUUUGAGGACUCUGAGGAGCUCCAGCUCAUAGGCAUGAAGCUGGGCUGCCUGCUGGCCCGAAAAGGCUGUGUGGAAAAGAUGCAGUAUUACUGGGAUGUAGGCUUCUACCUGGGAGCUCAGAUCCUCGCCAAUGACCUCGCCCAGGUGGCGCUGGCUGCAGAGCAGCUGUACAAGCUCAAUGCUCCCAUAUGGUACCUGGUGUCCAUGAUGGAAACCUUCCUGCUGUACCAACACUUCAGACCCACGCUAGAGCUUCUUGAAGGACCCCCGCACCGUGCCCACUUUUGGCUCCGCUUUUUGCUACAGUCCUGUCAGCCACUCAAGACGGCUUGUCCCCAAGGGGACCAGUGCUUGGUGCUGGUCCUGGAGAUGAACAAGGUGCUGCUGCCUGCGAGGCUCGAGAUUCAGGGUGCUGACCCGGUGAGCGCAGUGACCCUGAGCCUGCUGGAGCCCGAAACCGAGGACAUUCCAUCCAGCUGGACCUUCCCAGUGGCCUCCAUCUGCGGGGUCAGCACCUCGAAGAGGGACGAGCGCUGCUGCUUCCUCUACGCGCUCCCACCGGCUCAGGACGUGCAGCUGUGCUUCCCCAGCGUAGGGCACUGCCAGUGGUUCUGCAGCCUGAUCCAAGCCGUGGUGACGAAUCCGGAUUCCACGGUGCCCACAGAGGAGGCGGAGGGCGUGGGGGAGGUGCUGGAGUUCGAUUACGAGUACACGGAGACCGGCGAGCGGCUGGUGCUGGGCAAGGGCACCUACGGGGCGGUGUACGCGGGCCGCGAGCGGCACACACGGGUGCGCAUAGCCAUUAAGGAGAUCCCGGAGCGGGACAGCAGGUUCUCUCAACCCCUGCAUGAAGAGAUCGCGCUGCACAAACGCCUUCGCCACAAGAACAUUGUGCGCUAUCUGGGCUCCGCCAGCCAGGGCGGCUACCUCAAGAUCUUCAUGGAAGAAGUGCCCGGAGGUACCUGCCCUGCGUGGGAUGGCAGCCUGUCCUCCUUGCUGCGGUCAGUGUGGGGACCCCUGCAGGACAAUGAGAGCACCAUCAGUUUCUACACCCGCCAGAUCCUGCAGGGACUCAGCUACCUGCAUGACAACCGCAUUGUGCAUCGAGACAUCAAGGGGGACAAUGUACUGAUCAACACCUUCAGUGGGCUGCUCAAGAUUUCUGAUUUCGGCACGUCCAAGAGGCUGGCAGGCAUCACACCCUGCACUGAGACCUUCACAGGGACCCUACAGUAUAUGGCCCCAGAAAUCAUUGACCAGGGCCCACGAGGGUAUGGGAAGGCAGCUGACAUCUGGUCACUGGGCUGCACUGUUAUCGAGAUGGCCACAGGUCGCCCACCCUUCCAUGAGCUAGGGAGCCCGCAAGCUGCCAUGUUUCAGGUGGGCAUGUACAAGGUGCAUCCGCCAAUGCCCACUUCUCUGUCAGCGGAGGCCCAAACCUUCCUUCUCCGAACUUUUGAGCCAGACCCCCGUCUCCGAGCCAGUGCUCAGGCACUGCUGGGGGACCCCUUCCUGCAGCCUGGGAAGAGGAGCCGCAGCCCUGGCUCCCCCAGACCCGCACCGCGACCCUCAGAUGCCCCUUCAGCCAGCCCCACUCCUUCGGCCGACUCGACCACCCAGUCCCAGACAUUCCCGUGCCCGCAGGCUCCCUUUCAGCAUCCACCCAGUCCGCCCAAGCGCUGCCUCAGUUAUGGAGACACCAGCCAGCUCCGGGUGCCUGAGGAGCCCGGGGCGGAGGAGCCCACGUCCCCCGAGGAGAGUUCUGGGCUGAGCCUGCUGCACCAGGAGAGCAAGCGCAGGGCCAUGCUGGCCUCGGUGCUGGAGCAGGAGCUGCCCACGCUGGCGGAGAAUCUGCGUCUGAAGCAGGAACAGGGUCCCCGUCUGGGCAGGAAUCAUGUGGAACAGCUGCUGCGCUGCCUCGCCGCGCACAUCCACACGCCCAACCGUCGGCAGCUGGCCCAGGAGCUGCGGGCGCUGCAAGGGCAGCUGCGGGCCCAAGGCCUCGGGCCGGCGCUUCUGCAUGGACCGCUCUUCGCCUUCCCGGAUGCGGUGAAGCAGAUCCUCCGCAGGCGCCAUAUCCGCCCACACUGGAUGUUCGUACUGGACUCGCUGCUCAGCCGAGCUGUACGGGUAGCCCUGGCUGUCUUGGGCCCAGGCGGGCCGAAUGGAGCUGGCCGGCGGGCCAGCGAGGAGGUGGAGACGGAGGCGGUCCCACCGAGGUCAGAGGAGUCAAGUAAAGAAGAGGAACCCCAGUCCAAGCAGCAGGAAACCUUGGUCAAGUUGAGCCGGCUCCCUGGGGAACCAGAGCAGGGAUCCCCGCCCCUGAUGGUGCAGCUGAGCCUCUUGCGAGCAGAAACUGACAGGCUUCGAGAUGUCCUGGCUGAGAAGGAGCGGGAGUGCCAGGCCCUGGUGCAACAAGCUCUACAGCAGGUCAGCGGGAAGGCAGGGAUCUUUGCCCUGGCCUCCGAGGCCCCAGCUGCUCUCACAGUGGAUCAGGGCCUGGUGCAGUGGCUACAGGAACUGAAUGUGGAUUCAGGCACCAUCCAGAUGCUGCUGAACCAUAGUUUCACCCUCCAUACCCUAUUGACCUGUGCCACUCGAGAUGACCUCAUCUACACCCGCAUCAGGGGAGGGAUGGUAUGCCGCAUCUGGAGAGCCAUCUUGGCACAGCGAGCAGGAUCCACGCCGGCUACCCCUGGCCCCCAAGAGGCUGAAUGAGAGCUCAGAGACAAGAGGCUAGACCCAAGGAUGGAUGAAUGGAGAAGACACGAGAAGCUUCUGAUAUACCUGCCCCAGGACUCAGGGUCAACUGGAGGAGGCCAGCUGGAUGGGGGGCAGGGUAGGGCCCAGGUCUAGCCCCAGGGGGCAGAAUCAACCAUAGAGAUGCCCCAAGCAUAUCAAGUACCGCCAGGCAAAGACUAUUAAACAGAACACCUUUGUACACUUGGGCCUUGGCAACUUCCGAAGUAAGGGGUGGGGGCAGGGGCUCCUGGGAGCAGCUCCCUAAGGUCUUUCCAUCUGAGUCUAAAGUUCCUUCACCUGUUCUCCUUCACUUACCAUCACCCUUUCCCGACAUCACCCUCACCCCCAAACAGACACCAGCCCCUUGCUGCCCUUAGAAUAAACUUUAUUGGUUUUAGCCAAGGGCAGGCCCUGAGAUGGGGGUCCCGAGAGGAGUUGGGUGGCUUAUAGGAGAACUAUGUCCUGGGGACCAGGUUGGUUCUGAGUGGCAGAAGGCCAUCCACCCACUCGCAUGGUCGCUCCAGGAGUGUCUGCCACAGCUGCUUCUCCUCUGGUGUGGAAUCCAUCCAGGGCACCUGCAGCCCAUAGCUGCUGCCUAGAUAUGUGCAGACAGGGGUGGAGGCCGUGGUCACACCGGACACCCCAGGUCUCAAGGAACACCUGCCUGGUCCCAGAUUAUGCACUUCCACUCCCAGUUCUCAGUGGACACCAAAGCCCAGGAGAGGGCAGAGAAGUGCCCGAGGCCACACACGGAGCCCCUGCUUCUCAGCAUCAGAUCUCCCCAGGGCCCUGCCCCACUCACCUGUGCCCAAGCUGAGGCGUGUACCCCCCAGCUGGCGGCUGGCCAGGGCCCCAUGGUCCCAGAGGGAGAGCUCAGCACAGGCCUGGCGCAGGUCAGCAGGUCCGAAGCCAUCAUAAACCAUGGUAUGGUUGAACACAGGGCUGAGGCUGCGUCGCACCACCCUUGUCCUUUGGCGGCUGGCCCGGCUGUCAUCAGGCAGCACUGAACUGUGGGGGGAGGUGGGCUGGCAAUCACAUGACCCAGAACCAACCAUUCACUGAAUCCUACCCGUUUUCCCUCACAAUGUCCAUGUCCCCUGGCUGCUGCCUGAGACCUCGGCCUCAAACCUUCCCAACUCGGGGAUCUUUGCGCCAGCCACCUCUCAGGCCUCCUGCCUUUAAAAGUUACAACUCCCCCCCCCAAAAAAAAUAAAUAAAUAAAAAAGAAAAGUUACAACUCUUAUUCAUAAGA
This is a messenger RNA of Leopardus geoffroyi (Geoffroy's cat), 6401 nucleotides long. It is a transcript of the gene MAP3K6, whose product is annotated as mitogen-activated protein kinase kinase kinase 6. Lineage: Eukaryota; Metazoa; Chordata; Mammalia; Carnivora; Felidae. Gene Ontology annotation, molecular function: ATP binding; MAP kinase kinase kinase activity. The record is from RefSeq and is a predicted model, not a curated record. Gene Ontology annotation, biological process: cellular response to stress; MAPK cascade; protein phosphorylation. The coding region runs from base 1181 to 5125 and encodes 1314 amino acids. The transcript is spliced from 29 exons.